AUGUACAGUCCACUGGACCCUCUCCGCCGCGAGAUACGGCUGCUCUAUCUGCACCCCGGUUGCUUUGAGGAUCGACUAAAGUGCGAGCUCGCAGUCCACUGUCUUAACAGCCCCCAUUGUCCUCAAUAUGAGGCGCUGUCAUAUACGUGGGGCGACCCUGCCAGCGCGGAAGACCCGAAAAACACAAUACUCGUUGGUGGGAGCUCGUUUGCUGCGACACGGAAUCUGGUUUCAGCUCUCCGCCACCUUCGCCAUCAGUCGGGGGAUCCAAUAUGCUUGUGGGCAGAUGCAGUCUGCAUUGAUCAGACCAACUUCGCGGAGCGUAGUCAUCAAGUAGGAAUGAUGCGGCAGAUUUAUGCCUCGGCCAAACGAGUCGUUAUAUGGCUGGGCGAGGCAGAUCAAGAAAGUGACGCCGUCAUGAGUGCUUUACACAGUAUAGCCACUUCUGGCGUGUCCUACUUGCACGGGGAGCUCUCGCAUCUAAGAGAAGAUGCGCCCAGAUUUUUUCUCGAGUUGGCCGAGCGGCGGCCGUGGUUCACACGGAUGUGGAUAGCACAGGAACUUGCGGUAGCCAGUGAAGAUCCCAUGGUAGUGUGCGGGAUGAAGUCUGUCUCAUGGUCAACUUUCGUCAAAGCAUGGAAAGUAAUCAGCCGCGAAUUAUUUACGGAAAUCGGAAUGGUGCGGCCUAUACCAAGAGCUGAGGAAGACAUGGCAGACAGACAGCCUCCAGAUACCGGUGACGAUCUCGAAGUGCUUGCCAUGUUGAAAAUCGAUGUACUGGAUGAGCUCCGCCAGGCUGUGCAGAGGAAUGGAGGCCAACCUCUCCGGCAGUUGCUGUGGAUAUCGCGAACCUCUCUGUCAACCGAUCCACGAGAUCGCGUAUACGCAUUGCUGGGCUUGAUGCAUGUAUCUGACGAUACUGAUGUUACGACGAUUCUGGCUGACUACAGCAAACCCACCUGGGCCGUUUACGCAGACGCGAUGGAACAUAUAUUUAGCUCAGGACAAGGACCAUACUGUCUCUCCUACCUGUUUCUCCCCGGGGUAGAUACAGUCUUGCCGUGGACUCCCAUGGCAACGAGUAGUGACGAGGAGCAAGCCUAUCUUCCUACCUGGGUGCCAGACUUUUCGCGUCAGACAAGUGAUUCAACUACUAAGCCAAGCGGAAUCACGUUCCAGCCACCAGCUAACCGUGGCGGCGCCUCUGGUGCUGGUGCAAAUUGUCAUAAUGGCCAGCGAGUAUCUGAUCGAGUGCUGAAGGUGGAAGGACUGUGGAUCGAUACGAUCCAGGAAACUAUCCCACUCGGAACGUCCAUGGACGAGGUUUUGGCCAGCCUACCCCGGAUACAGGCGACGGCAAUGCAGGCAAAGGAGCGCCCGUGUCGGUUUGAGCAGCCUGUUGCUGCCUUAAUCGAGCAGUUCAAGCGCAAAGAGCCGCUCUGGCGGAUGCUUAUCUCCAAUAAGAAGUACAUGUCUGGAUACGACGAAGCCCCUUUGGCCUACGAGGAUAUGUAUUUGCAGCUGACGGAGUACCCGAGAGUCACCAAGAAUAACCGAACUCAGUAUGAAAAGUGCUUGGUUGAAGGGUUGGGACAAAAGGCCUUCUUCACCACUAAUUGCGGUCUCGUGGGUACCUGUGUUCCGGACAGUCGCGCAGGAGAUAUCGCAGUCGUCCUAUUCGGAUCUCCUAUACCUUUCAUCCUCCGCCCAUUACCGGCUGGAACUAACGGCCAGAGCCAGAUGUAUGCUCUGAUUGGAGCGUCCUAUUUGAGUGGCAUCAUGGAUGGGGAAAUGGUUGACGAGCUAUACUGCGAGGAUCUGAUUGACUCUACCACAUUCCUUAUUACAUAG
This is a messenger RNA of Aspergillus nidulans FGSC A4, 1851 nucleotides long. Its product is annotated as HET domain-containing protein. NCBI's taxonomy places the organism in Eukaryota, Fungi, Ascomycota, Eurotiomycetes, Eurotiales, Aspergillaceae. The transcript has a single exon. The coding region runs from base 1 to 1851 and encodes 616 amino acids. The record is from RefSeq and is a predicted model, not a curated record.